This is a messenger RNA of Postia placenta MAD-698-R-SB12, 1182 nucleotides long. RefSeq lists its product as hypothetical. Lineage: Eukaryota; Fungi; Basidiomycota; Agaricomycetes; Polyporales; Adustoporiaceae. Gene Ontology annotation, molecular function: protein binding. The record is from RefSeq and is a predicted model, not a curated record. The transcript is spliced from 2 exons. The annotation marks the transcript as partial.
UACCCCGUCUCCUUCGACAGGCAUCAAUGGGACCACUCCGCUGACCCUCUCGCAGUCGGCCAGGACCCGCUGCACGAUGCGUUCAGCCUCAGAGGGCCCGCGUCCGCGUACCAGCUGCCCGACGACCAACUCCCGCCCAACUCAGGCUCGCGCGACGCCUUCUACAUUCUCCUGCCCCUGCUCAUCGUGCUCUCGACGUUCCUCUUCCUGCUCCUCAUCUUCCUAGUAUGCGUCAUUCUCCUCCGCAGGCGACGCGGCAUCAUGCUGCGAGAUAACGAUGGCCCGAUCGACAUGAGCCGCGAGGACCUUGUCGAGGGCGAGGGCGGCUUCGAGGGCGUCGAGUCUCGCUGGCUGGAGACGGUCCCAGAGCCCGACCGUAGAUCAUACUUGCGCGCCAAAGAGUACCAAAUGCAGUACCCGCCGAACUCCCUGCCGACAGACAUCACCCUAUCUCAGUUCCUGUCCAUCCAAGAGAAGGGCGUGUCGGCAUGGUCAUUCGAGCCUGACUUUGAGGCGAUGAACUCGAUGCUUGUCCACGCUCGUACAGAGAUCACGUUCCUCCCUGACCCGUCCUCGGCUACGUCCGUGCAGUCUAACUUGCCGCUGCCGAAACUCAACGAGGUCUAUUACUGGGAGGUGAAGAUGUUUGACCUGCCCGAGACGACCAAUGUUGCCGUUGGUCUUGCGACAAAACCUUACCCAUCUUUCCGGCUUCCGGGCUUGUGCCGUUUCUCUGUCGCAUAUCACUCGAGCGGUGACAAAUCACACAAUUACCCGUUCACGGCGACUCCCUGUGGUUCACAGCUUAAGGAGGGUGAUGUGCUCGGUGUCGGCUACCGCCCUCGCACGGGGACCGUGUUCUUUACUAGGAACGGCCGGAAGAUGGAGGACGCGUUCAUCGGGCUCAAUAAUUGGAAUCUCUUCCCCACCGUGGGCGCCGAUGGUCCUUGCAGUGUGCAUGUAAACCUCGGCCAGUCGGGCUUUGUUUUCAUAGAGGCGAACGUGAAGAAGUGGGGACUGGCACCUAGCGUAGGGACUCUUGCGCCACCGCCUCCGUAUGGCAGCGAGCGAGGUAGCCUACUACUUGCCGCGGGCGGUGACAUCAUGUCCGCGCCGAAUGGCUUAUCCUCUGCGCAGAGCCCGCCGCCGGGAUCGUCUCGAUCAAGACGUUCUCACCGCUCG